This is a messenger RNA of Diorhabda sublineata, 2727 nucleotides long. RefSeq names its product dynein regulatory complex protein 11-like. The coding region runs from base 1 to 2727 and encodes 908 amino acids. The transcript is spliced from 3 exons. The record is from RefSeq and is a predicted model, not a curated record. Lineage: Eukaryota; Metazoa; Arthropoda; Insecta; Coleoptera; Chrysomelidae. Gene Ontology annotation, molecular function: ATP hydrolysis activity; protein binding; ATP binding.
AUGUCUUUUGAAUAUUAUGUAAAUAAAUGGAUCGUUACGAAAAAGAAACUGGAAAACGAAACGCUUCGAGAUGAUCUUUGGAGAGAGAAAGCUAAACCAGUUAACGAUCGUUUAAUGGCGAAUUUAUUAUUUGGAGAUUUCUAUGCUAGAUAUUGUUUGCUAUAUCAAGAAUUGGAUACUUGCAUCGACCAAAUGGUACAACCACAGAAACGUCAAACUGUUAAGAAACUAGUAGAUGCCGCAGCUAUAAGACUACUAGAAUUCAAUAAUAUAUUACUAGAUCUCGAUUUAUCUGAAUACCAUUACAUAGAUGGUACUUUGGUGGAAUUAAAAUUAGUACCAUAUGAUGUAGAAAUCUUACAUCCAUCGUUAUUUCAUCAUAGACCAAUAGACAUUGAAGAUAUGUGGAAAAAAAUACAAAAAGGUGAAAAAAUAUUCAUACCGCCUCCUCCAGAACCAGAAGAAACCGUGGAAAACCUCGAAAAUAUACCUAAAGAAGUUGGUAGUACUGGUGAAGGUGAUAAAAAAGAAGAAGCACCACCAUCAAACGAGACUAAAAAAAAGAAGAGACCUAAAAAAAUCAGAGAAGAAGAAAAACCACAAUUGAAUGAAGAAGAAUUAGAGAAGUUAAAGCAGAAAGAAUUGAUAACAGAAGCAGUUAAAUUAAUACAAACAGCAGAAAGAGGAAGACAAGAACGGUUAUAUUUCCUAACGAAAUGGUUAAUAUAUAAGAAAGCUAAGGAAGUACGUGAAAAAUUACAACAACAACAACAACAAAAAAUAGAAACGAAACCAGAAAAUCAAUCGGAAAUAGAAGAACUUAGAAAAAAGGAAAACGAAGCAGCUUUAAAAAUACAAAGCGCUUGGAGGGGUUUUACCGUUCGUCGAAUGAUCAAACAUCACGAAAUAAAACGAAGACAUUUAAUAGGAAUGUACGAACCAGUAUGGAGAUCCGAAGAAUAUAAAGAAAUCUUCAACAGAAAUUUGGAAAAACGCAGGGAAUACCGAGAUCAACGCAUCAGGGAAUACGUAGAAGCAAUCGAUAAUGAAAAAUCCAGAGUAUUCAGAGUGAUAGCGCCUGGUUUGAUGGAAGACAUCGGCGACGAAAUUAGAGAAUGGUUCGCGCUUUGGUAUAAAGAAGUCAGACAAUUCGACGAAAUACCUCCGGAAGAAAAAGGCGGUACUAUAUUGGUGGUACGCGCGGAAACUAUGACCCCCAAAGAAUUUAUAGAUGAAGUUGAAAGGAAACGACGACAGAAAGUGAAAGCUGGAGGCGCUAAGGCGCAGAAAGAAAAAGAGAGAAAGGAAAAGGAGAAAUUGAAGAAAGCCGAGGCGGAAAAGAAGAAAAAAGAAAUAGAACAAAUGAAGAAGAUAGCGGCGGCUAAAGCUGCCAAAAAGAAAAAAAGAAAACCGGGGGAAUAUGAAUAUGAUUACGAAGAUCCUGUAGGACGACCGCUUUAUCUGGAAGGACAGCAGGAGCACGGGGAUAUAUGGGAUUUACGUAACGAUUUUGAUAAUCCUUUAGAAAAACAUUAUAUGGAUAUAAUAACUGAUAAGACUUUGCUAGAUAAUCAAUUCGAAUGUAGAAGAAUUGUUGAUAAUAUGAUGCGAGUUGAAUUGGAUAUGUUGAACGAAGCACUCGACGAGGAUCGCGUUAAAUACGGUUUAAAAAAAAUAAAAAGGAAAAAACGCAAAGCAAAAAAAGGUAAAAAGAAAAAGAAAGGUAAGAAAGAUCUAACCGGAAAUCGAGAAAUUCAAGAUCUUUUCCAAGAAUUAGUAGAUAACGAAAUAAUAAGAACAUACCCCAAAGUUAGUUUGGAAGAUUUCCACGGGGAUUUUAGUUAUAAUAAUUGGGAAUUUAGAAAUAUGGAUUUCGAUCCCCCGGCUCAGCUAUUGGACGUUCGUCAAGCUGUAGUAAUGAAUUGCAUCAUACCUCUUGGAGUUGAAACUAUGAAAAGACCAAAAUCUGUUCUAAUAUUAGGACCAGAAAAAAGCGGAAAACAUCUAUUAGCGAACGCGAUUUUCAACGCAACUAGAUCGGUCGUUUUUGAUCUAUCGCCAGAAAGAUUGGCGGGAAAAUACGAAGGUGGUAAAGGAAUGAAAAUGCUCGUACAUCUAAUUGAUAAAAUGACGAAGCUUCUAGCUCCAUCUAUAAUAUAUUUCGAUGCCGCUGAAAAACCUUUUUAUAAAAAAGUACCCAAAGAAGAAAAAUAUUUGAAUCCGAAACGCAUCGGAUCCAAAAUCAAGAAAAUCAUGAAAGGUAUCAAAAUAACCGAUCGGGUUUUGGUUUUAGGUGUUACAAAUAAACCUUGGAGCGCUCAAGCUAAAUUAAAAAAAGUUUACGAACGACAUAUUCUCAUCCCACGUACAGAUUAUAAUAGUGUAUACAUAUAUUGGAGGGAAUUGUUGAUGAGAUACCCAGGAGUUGAUAGAAAUUUCAACGUUACCGCCUUAUCGAAGGUGACUCAAAAUUAUCCUUUACCUCUACUUAGAGAAGCUUUAGAGUACGUACUGACUCCUAGAAGGAUCAUUCAAUUACAUUUCAAACCGCUCGUUCCAGAAGAAAUUUAUGAAUAUUUCGUCGAUAAGGAAAUUCAACCGAUUACUGAUAAAAUCUGGAAAAAAUUUCAAAAAUGGUUUAAUAAAACGAAUUUGGGUAAACGGAAAGCUAAAUUUAAUAAAUGGGCCAAAGAGAAAAGGGAAGCUUUACAAAGAAAAGCUAAAUAG